This is a messenger RNA of Closterium sp. NIES-67, 296 nucleotides long. The record is from the annotation of a GenBank genome assembly. NCBI's taxonomy places the organism in Eukaryota, Viridiplantae, Streptophyta, Zygnematophyceae, Desmidiales, Closteriaceae.
ACCAUUGUGGACGUCUACACUCGCAUGACUUGGGUGUAUGUGCUGCCGAAGAAGAGUGACGUAGCUGAAACGGUGAAGACCGAUUGGUUGCCGAUGGUGGAGCGGCAACAAGACCGACUUGUGAAGGCGAUUCGCACUGACCGUGGGGGAGAGUUCCUGAGCAAGGAUUUCUCAACUUGGCUGAAGAAGCAGGGCAUAAGGCACUCUCUUACCAUGCCCUACUCUCCUGCAAUGAACGGCAUCGCCGAGCAGCCUUGACUCAAGUGGGAGAAGACAAAUGGGUGCCCUAUGUGGAG